GACCUAACCUUGACCUCUUGAUUUUCCAAGAUGGCAGCCUCCAUGGAAAAUUUAAUCCAGCUUUACUUUACUGAAAACGAGAAGGAUGCAUCAAAUAAAAUUGCCACUGAAAUAAAGAAAUCUAAAGCAAAUCUAGUACAAUUUAUAGAGAGCCUAGGUACUUACCUAACUAACACAGACAAUGUCACAAGAGGCAGAGCAACACAACUUAUUGGAGAUGUGCUUGGUCUCUUGCCAUCUGCUUAUCUUACUCAGGAAGAAGUGGAGGUAAUGGCAAACUUCCUGCUGUCAAAGUUAUCAGAUCACCACUCUGUGCAGCCUCAUGCCUUACAGUCACUAGCAGUUUUGACAACAAGAUAUCACUCAUUGCCAGAGGCUCUGGUCAUACAGAUAUGCCAGACAAUAUUCCGUGAAAUACAGAAUCAAACUCUGGCACAUGCUGAUAGAAGAGCCACCUACAAAAUAAUGCAGAACUUUCUAGGUUCUUCCAGACCAGCUAUUGAACAGAUGGGCAGUGAUUUUGUUAUUGGCUUUAUCCAGCUGAUGGAUGCGGAGAAAGAUCCAAGGAAUCUGAUUUUAUGCUUUAACAUUGCUCAUUUUAUCAUUAGUAACCUUCAGCUAGGAGUGUUCACAGAGGAGAUGUUUGAAGUCUUGGGAUGUUAUUUCCCCAUUGACUUUAUUCCUCCACCCAAUGAUUCUCACGGCAUCACUAAAAAAGAUCUUGUUGAAGCUCUACGAAAAUGUUUAACGGCUUCAGGAGAGCUUGCUCAGUAUUGCCUUCCACUUUUUCUAGAGAAGAUGACCUCGGAUGUGCAGGAAGCUAGAAAAGAUGCAUUUGUCUCUUUGGCUCAAGGUGCCCCUGUGUAUGGGUGUAAAAGACUAACAGAGUUCUUAGGCUCAUUAACAUCUUCUUUGAAAAGAGAGAUACUAAUGAACAUAUCAGGUGAUUUAGUGGAAUCUGCACGCAAUGCUCUAACAGCCAUCUUCUCUGCCAUCACACCAGAUGAAGGUGUUGUUAUUAAUAGUGAUACAACAUUUUCAUCAUCUAUUGUAGAACUUUACCAAGAUAUAGUCAAGUAUCUUGAAGGUUCAGAUUUAAAGAAAAAAUGUUUAGCAUAUUCUUUGUGCCAGUCUAUUGCAUCAUCAUCACCAGCAGCAUUUUGUGUCGUUACUCCACUGGUUUUGCCAACUUUGAUUCAAUUGUGUAGUAAUCUUUCACAGUUAACAGAACGCCUUAUGUAUUUGAGAGAACUUAAAGGAUUUUUGGAUGCCUACCUACUCUAUCAUUCAAAUAUUAAUGUGAAUCAAGUCCUGCAAGAGAAUCUCCCUGCGCUGUCAGCCAUGUAUGAGGACCUGAUAAACAAUGUUCAUGAUGUAGAAGUUCAGUUGGAAUCCAUCAAAGCACUUAGCAUUAUCACCACUCCCACUUGUUGUUCAAUAGAGAAAUGUGAAGCAUUUGGAAACAUUCUGGUGAACAAAUCUUUAACAGUUACAAAUCCAACUGUAAGGCAACACGUGUUAACAUCCCUACAGAAUGUAAUAAAAGUAACCCCUGGUUUAGGUCAGAAAAUUAUGGAAUUGUUAAUAAACAAUGUCAACGCUCAAACAGGUGAUUUGCGUAUGAUUGUUGAGACAAUGAUCCAUGUGGUUUUGGAUGUUGAUUCUUUUCUAAUUGUUAAUAACUUUUUACUGCAAAAAAUUCAACAAACUCUUACUGAAUCUAAUUGGUCCUGCAUCUUAACCUGCACUGAGAUGAUGAUCCCAUUUUUAAAUCACCUCCAUGAUCAGCCAGAUUGUUUGGAUCUUGUGGUCAAGUCUACUGCUCUCCCUUUGCUGUGCACUGCUGUCACAGCAACCCUGCAUUGGUCAGAGGAAACUAAGGAAAAAUCUGGCCAGUUUUUGUCUUAUCUACGCCAUGUGUACAGAAUCAUUGGACACUCUGUCAAGAAAAAUGAUGUAAUGUUGCUGUGGGAUUUAGUUUUGAAGUUAAUGUUGGAUGGUGACACCAACGCUAUUGGAAUCUCUGGAGAUUUCCACUCUUUGAAACCUCUAAGUGCUGGAUCAAGUUGGCAACAGACUCGUUUGACUGCUGUUUUAGAAGGACUUCUUAUUGGGGGAGACAUACAGGCUAUGGUAGACCAAAGAGAAAGGAUAUUUGAAGCUGCCUAUGUGCUGGCUGAAAACACAGUGGAUGACUUUACCCAGCUGUCUGCCUGUAGAUGUGUGGCUGUCAUCUUUAACAAAGUUCCCAUAGGUGCUGAAAUACACUGGCUGUUGGAGCCAAUGGUUGAUAAACUAAAGCUGACUUUGACUGCCUCUAGUGAUCCUGCAGCAAAAACCAGAGCCCUAAGGAUAUUAACAUGGCUGACCAAAGCUUUAGAAAGUAGAGGGCAUUCUGCCACUACAAAUCUUUCAUCCUUUUUAAUUUCAAUCUUGAAGGAUGUAGACUUGGGCUCAGAAGUAGCUAAAAACUUGGCUCUGAUUGUACAAGACAUAGAUGAUGUGUUCAGUAUCAAAUUUCAUAGCAAUAUUACCCCACUAUACAAACAGAGGUUUUUUACUCUAAACCUGAAAUCCUUGUUAGAAGGCUACAAAAGUGCCACUUUGAAAGUUAUAAAAGAAAAUCAUCUGAUGGCUGUGUCCCUGAUAACAUCCAACCUUCCUCUUCAAGUAUUGAAACCCCAUUUAGGCAAAUUGGUUCCUAUCCUGCUCUUAUCAAUUGAUCUUCAAGAAAAUGAAAGCCUUGAUCACAUCUUAUCUACUUUGGGUACUGCUAUAUUGCAUUCACCUGAUAUUAUCAUUCCAAAUGUUGAUAAUAUUAUUUCACAAUUUUUGGAUCUUGCUAAAAUGCAUUCUUCAAUGAAAGUACGGAUCACAGCAUUGAAGUGUUUGGAAAAUCUGACUUCACUACCUGUUCACAUCAUCACACCUCACCAGAACAAAGUUGUGCAAGCGUUGGCUAAUACACUAGAUGAUAAGAAGAGAUUAGUGAGGAAACAAGCUGUGGACACCAGAUCGUCAUGGAUCCUUUUAGAGAAGGCAGUGAAGUAGUCUCAUACAUCAGAGUCUAGUCAUCAAUACAUUAUUUUAAAAAGAAAAUAUUUUAGACGAUGGAUUGUCUGUUUAUUUAUACUUGUGUUCUCAUUGAUGAUGUUUUAACUUGAAUUAAAAAAUUAUAGCAUUAUACUAAACAAGUAUUUCACAUGUGGCCAGACUUCUGUUUUCUUCAGUAUCAGAAACUAUAUUAUAACAUCUUUUUGUGGCCCUGACAUCAUAGAGACAUAUAAAGUAAAUCUCUGUAAAUAUAUUCAUGCAUUUUGUGUGUGAUCUUGGAAAAACUAAUAAAAGGAAAAAAAUGUCACAAAGGCAUAAUUUUUUAUAAUUACUGUUUAUAUUCUUUCAGUUUAUAAACCUAUAUUAUAUUUUAGUAUGAUGAUAUUACAUUUAGGAGGAACCUGUUUUCAAAUAAUUUAUUUUUAAAACAUUGCUUUUCACCUACAUUUACAAUAAAUUCUUUG
This is a messenger RNA of Physella acuta, 3518 nucleotides long. Its product is annotated as MMS19 nucleotide excision repair protein homolog. Gene Ontology annotation, cellular component: cytosolic [4Fe-4S] assembly targeting complex. The record is from RefSeq and is a predicted model, not a curated record. Lineage: Eukaryota; Metazoa; Mollusca; Gastropoda; Physidae.